CUUUGGAGACUGUUUUAUCCUUAGCAAGUGUAAUCAAUAUUUGAAUAGACACAUUUCAAGUUUUAUUAGGGACCUGUAAGAAGUACAGGUCCCUCUUUAUGUGAGUAGUUUAUUGAAUUUUAAACAAUGGAGGUCACAAACGGUCUUCUAUCCAGUCUUGUGCAGACGAAGUCGAUAGAAAGAGUUUUGGCACCAAUCGCAUCACAGGUUUCUUUGUUAAUCAUUUUGGAUGAGUCUGAUAAUGGAGUUGGUAAACCAGAUCAUAUGGGUCCUUGUGCACAGGCUGUGAUGAAAGCAGCAGAAAACCUCAUCAAGAUAGGCAAAGAGAGGGCAAACAACUCACCAGAUCAGGAUUACCAAAGACAGAUGAUGAGUGCAUGUGAAAUUCUAGAUUUAGCUAGCAGCGGUUUAUACAUAGCCUCACAAAGACUUGAUGAUGAUGCCUCCAAAGAAAUUCGCACUAAAGUCAUCAAUGCUUCCAAAGAUGUUUUACAGGGCACAAUGAAGGUUUUGCUUGUCUCUGAUGAUGCGGAGGUUAGAAAAGUGGUCAGUGCUGGUCACUUAGUGACAGAAUGCCUUUCAAGACUAAGCAUGGUUCAUAGCAUGCAAGAUCUGCUUGCAAAUUUCAAGAGCUUCACUGAUGGAGCAGCUCUUCUUUGCUCGUUGGCUCAAAGGCGACAGGCAGAAUUGUGUCAGAAUCGACAGAGAGAAAGGAUUAUAACAGCCCUCAGUCUGUUGAAGAAAUCUAUUCCUUCCCUAAGUGUGGCACUCCAAAGUUAUAUCAAAUACACCAAAAAUCAGCAAGCACAGAUGAGCAAAUCAUUCGUGAUUAACCAAGCUCAGUCUGCAGUGUCUGAUAUAGUGGAGGCAGUGGAGAACAAGUUUACAGAUGAAGAUUACCUCGACGUGGAGGAACCUGGCUACUUUGUUACAAAGAUAGAUCAGGUGCUGGAAGCUUUAUCUGUGGAGAAGCGGUUUGAACUGGAUGAUGACCUAGAGACGUGGACAGAGAAUCUGGUCAGACACAGCAUGCUGGUGGCCCACCUGUGCUUGGACCAUUACAGAAAUAUCAUUGUCAAAACCUGUCAGAGGGUGUUGCAGCUGAAAAGCAGAGUUCUUCAGCUGAAUAACUCCAUGAUCAGUAAUCCAGAACUUCCCGCUAUCAGGGAGGACUAUGAAGAAUGCUGUGAAAAUUACAUUGAUGAAUUUUGUGAACUUGAAAAGGAUGUAAACCUGGCCUUAUUGAACUUGGUGGUGGAUGUGUUCAAAGAAACCACUGAACCACUGGAGAGACUGGUGAAGGCAGCCAUGUAUUCCACACAGGAAAAAGGAUUUGAAAAGCACAUGAAGGAUUUAGUUACAGAUUUUCAAGCACAUGCAGAUAAAAUGGGACAGAUUGCAAGUUUUGCUGCAGCUAGCUCCACUGAUGCCAAACGUGUUAGAACCAUUCGGAGAUGUGUCUGUCACUUAGAGAGACUUGAUCCAGAUAUUGUGCCUGCUGUGGUUGCUAUGGCCAAGAAGUCUCAGGACAAGAUGGCUGUUAGGCACGUUAAACUACUAAUGAAAGAAUGGACUUUUGAAUUGACUUCUCUGAUGCAAGUUCUAGAUGAAAUGACUGACCCAAGAAUAUUCAUGCAAGUCUCUGAAUCUAGGAUUCAGGAGGAUAUAUCUGUGUGCCAUGGAUAUCUGGAGGAUGGAGAUGAGUUCAAUUUAGGGUCAGCUGUGAAAUCUGUAGUAGGCAGAGCCAGAAGGGUUUGUCAGAUGGCUGAGAGAAUCAUUGGUGGACACAAGGACCCUCUGUACAGAAAUGGACUUCUGGUGUUUGUCAAACAACUGCAGAAAGCUGUGAAUGGAUUGAGAGCUGCCAACAGUAAUCUUGUGUCAGACAGAGGCAACAGAGCUUUUGCUGAGACAUUUCAGAAGCGAUUGGAGCAGGUUCUUGACAGAGUACAACAGGUCACAUCAGGUUUAUCUGAGGACAACCACCCCAGCAUUCUUAGUCCACAGCGCAAAAAUCUCAGACAGACAGCUAUGUCACACUCAAAUAUAUACAAAAAGUCUUCAAAAAGUAGCCUCUUGUCCUCUAAAGCAAGUCUACAAGAUCAUUCGACCACAACUGAUCACCCAGAUAAAUCUUCCAGAUCUAGUUUGCAUGACCAAUCUUCCAGAUCUGGCCUCCAUAACAGGUCAUCCAGAACAACUGUAGGAUUUCCAUCACUCCAUUUAUCUUCCACAGAAGACACUGAUGUUUUCCUUGACAAUUCCGUUGAGAAUCCAAUUCAGAAAUCCAGAUAUUCAAGCCAACAUUCUAGUCACCAAAUGUCUUCCUCAAAUGAUAGGCAGCACAAAGUCUUCCAGCAUUUUUCAGAAACAGAGAAUUUAGGCGGGAUGAGCAUAGCGAGGAAAAUAUCGGAAGGUCUUACUUGUGCUGUGCAGAAAAUAAACAAGCACAGAUCCAAUCUGUUGUGUGGAGAAUUGUUAGCCUGGACCAACCAUAUUGUAGACAUGGCAAAACACAUAGGCCCUUACUGCUUAGGCACAAAGCAAAAAAGCAUUAGGAGUCUUUGUCAUGAAACUGACCUCUUGGCAUCAGAAAUCAUAGAUCAAACUAAGUCAGUCCUGGCUGGAGAUGCAGAUCAGAUGGAUGAGCUAAAUGAACAUUGUCUGAAUUGGAAAACUAAGGCAGAGAAAUUACAGAUAUGUGUCGAUGCUACUGUUGACACAUACAAGGUGGUCCCUGACGCUCUGAUAGAGGCACUUAGUGAGCAAAACCUAGUGCUAGCAAAGGAAGAGUUGGAUUGUCUCAAGACUCACUAUUCCUGUGUGGGUGAUGUUGUGCUGAUAACACAAGGUUUAGUCUGUACCGACCAGGCUCCAUUGGGGCACUGUCAGGACCUCGCGGAAGAGCUAGAGAACAUCACUAUUACCAUUACCACAACCGCUGAAAUGAGCUCACAAAGAUUGAGUGACGAGGAUAUUAAUCAGCUUGACCAGCUAGGAAGAGAGUGGGCUGUCAUGAUGUUCUGUAUUCUCUCUGAUCUGGACACCAUUGUAGAGGAAGUGAGCAAAAUGGGAAUAGAAAGGAAGGUGUGGUCUACACAGGAUAUGACAUCGUUAGAACAAGAGGAUAUCAUUGCACAUGUUGAGCAAGAGAACAAAAGGUUGAGAGACAUUCUUCAUGGGGCAUGUAUCGGCAAUGAAUCUAAAGCCAAAGCGGCACAGGACCUUUGUCAUUGUAUGAGUGAACUCCUUGACAAGCUGAGAUCUGAGAUGGCUCGGCGAGUCACGAGCUGUCAAAGAGCCUUCAUGGUGUCUAAAUCCUAUGUUCCUCUCAGAAUUCGAAUGGCCAGUAUGUGUUGGAUUGUAAAGGCUGUUUGUUGUGUGAAUAUGAUACAGGAGCAGAUCUCUGUGUACUUCAAACCAGUAAUGUCACUUACUGAUAGAGGAGUUGGUGCCAGAACAAUGCCAGAAGGAAAGCAGAGAAUGAUCCAGAUUUCUGAGUUGCAGCUUGAGAUCAGCAGAUUUAGUGAGAAGCUUGUAAAAAUGAGACAGAGAGUGCAAAGUUGCAUCCAGUUAUCCACAAAUCUAGAGAAAAGGGCGGCUGUCCGGAGGUGUCUUGAUCAGGUGACAGAAUCCUCGCCAAGACUUAUCCAAGUCAUCAAGUCCUUGACAGAUGAUGAGCAUACAGUGACUGAGACAAUGGUAGAAGUGGAUAGACAGAAGUUACUGUGGGCUUCACAGAUACGAGAGUUGAUGGUCAACCUCAGGCAGAUGUCAGACAUUAAACCAAAUCUAGUUGCAGAACUUCAUAACUUGAUGGGUGUCUUGGAUAUGACAGAAAAACUCUCUGCUGACAGUGAGACAGAGACUCUUGCAGGAAAUCACCGCCCAUCUGGAUCUCUUGAGGGUGGCAAGUAUGGAUCAUCACAGAUUCAACCAAUGAAAUUUGGCUUGCCAUCAGUACAUGAAGAACUGCUGCUAGUGACAAGAGAAAAAGAUCUGGAAACUAAUGUUGGAACAUUUAGCAGAAAUCGAAGAAAAGACAACUCAAAAUCUCCUUAUAAGCCAUCUGCAUCAAUUCUGGAUGCUGCAAGAUUUCUUCAAAAAGAAGCUGAUAAAUGGGAAGAUGAAAACAACCCUAUUGUUCAGGUUGCCAAGGAAAUGUCUUUACAGAUGGAACAGAUGGCAGAAUUUUGUAAGGGGGAUGGACCUGUUGGGAAUCAUCAGGAUGUUGUAAGAGUUGCCUUGGCCAUUGCUGAUAAUGGAAGAAAAAUGAAACAAUUUACAGAUGUGCUUGCUAAACACUGUGUAGAUCAAAGAUGUGGUAAAGACCUUCAGUACUAUUCCAGCCAGAUCCCUUCACUUAGUAAACAACUGACUAUUUUAGCCAAUGUGCAGAUGGGCUCACAGGAUGACAACAGACUUGGCCCUGAUGAGGCGGACAGGAUAUUGGUGCAGAAUGCUCGAAAUCUAAUGACUGUUGUUCUGAAAGCCAUGACAGCUGCGGAGGCAGUCUGUGUUAAGGGAUUAUUCUCACCAGACUCCGGUGAUAACGAUGAGGUGUGUGCUGUUAUUCUUGCGACACAAUGGCGUCGUCGUCUGCACCACUACCGUAAAAUGGAGGCGAAGGAAGCCAUUAUUGACGAGCUGGGACUCAGAAGAACAGAGGAACACCGACCGCCAAAACUUACUCAGAUAUUUCAGUAGGAAAUUGUACGCUCAUCGUGAAGCGAUAUAUAAAAUAUUUUAUUUACAUGAGCAAAUUUGCUUUUAAAUAUGUUUUCUCUUCAAUUUUUUUUUCACUUGAAGAAAAUUUGACGAAACAUUAUUUAAACGAACGUUUGUCAAAAAUCAUACUCCUUUAUCGAUAUUUUAUUUUUGUAUAAUGAUGUCCGAUACAAUUUAUUUUUACUCACUUGCUAUUACUCCAUUUCAAAAUACAAUCAUAACUCAGACUUUUUGCAUCUUAGUCAUAGAUACCGGGUAUUUCUUUUAAAACAUUUGUCGUAACGUUUUUUUUUAAAUGAAAGUUUUUAUAUUAUCUUGAAACUUCUAAGACUGUUCACUUGCAUGUUUUCGUAAACUCUUUCUGAACCUCGCAUAUCUCAUGAUUUUUAUGUUCCUACAAAAAGAAUUUAUUCUUAAUCAUUUUGUUAAAACUAAGUAAGGAAUAUAAACCUUCGUUUAGUUGUUAAAUGACAGUUGUUGUUUUACAUAUAUAUUUUAAAUAUACAUAUUAAGAAUAUUUGGAAAAUGAAAACGAUUGCAGGAAGAUUUUUUUUUAAUUUUUUUUUUUAAAAUUUUAUUUAUUAUUUAACUGCAAUAAAUUUCGUAUCCAUCGGGAGCUUUAGGUUAUAUAAACAACCGUUUUAUAUAUCUUUAUCUUUUACAUAGAGAAUUAUUUACUACAAUUUCAAUAUGUGAGAAAAAGCACAAGUACCCGUAUAACAAUUUAGCUGCUCAUUUUUCUUGUUUCUGCAGAGUUUCCAAAUUAACUAUUGAAAAAAUAUACAACUUUUUAACUCAGUGUUUUUACCUUGUUUAUGUUUAAAUGAUAUUAUUUACAAAUAUGUUUAUGAAAUCAAUUUGUAGCAAAAAAAAUUUAUAACCGUGCAAUAAUAAUUGUAAGAUGUUUGAUAUUUUCAUUAAUUCAUGUAUUCGUUUUAACUUUUACUUUUCGUGUUUAUCCUAAUCUACUAUUAUGUAUUUAUGACUAUAAAAAUUAUAAAUACAAAUAAAAAAUGGUUAUCUGGUUAUAUAUACAUAUCCAUGA
Messenger RNA from Magallana angulata, 5773 nucleotides. RefSeq lists its product as uncharacterized. The coding region runs from base 127 to 4707 and encodes 1526 amino acids. Gene Ontology annotation, molecular function: actin filament binding; beta-catenin binding. The record is from RefSeq and is a predicted model, not a curated record. The transcript is spliced from 31 exons. Gene Ontology annotation, cellular component: adherens junction; catenin complex. Gene Ontology annotation, biological process: cell migration; cell-cell adhesion. NCBI's taxonomy places the organism in Eukaryota, Metazoa, Mollusca, Bivalvia, Ostreida, Ostreidae.